UCAUCAAUUUGAAGUAACCUUGACAUCUUUUACGAUGCCCACCAAAUCAAGGUCCCACAGUUCUAGCCCCGCCAAGAAGACUGGGGGUCCAAAAACACCCCAAAAGAGGUCGUCUAGUGCCAAACCCACCAAGAAAGAGGUGGACAUCCUCAGCCCUGCAGCCAUGGAGAACAUCUACUACAUUUCACACAAUGCUGUGGACUGUCUGGAGUUCAGAGGCUUUGGGUGGCCAAAUUCAAAGAAGAAGAAAAAGAAAAAGGGAACAAAACCGAAGAAAAAGUAAAUUAUAUUUUUUUGCCAAACCUAAAUUUCCCCUUUUGGUUAAAAUAAGUUACAUUUGUGCCUUGCUAAUGGCACCAUCUGGUGCACACGUGUAGUGACUGCCUAUAUAUACACACACCACUGCUG
Molecule: messenger RNA, 408 nt
Organism: Cottoperca gobio
Lineage: Eukaryota; Metazoa; Chordata; Actinopteri; Perciformes; Bovichtidae
Gene: smkr1
Product: small lysine rich protein 1
Exons: 2
Coding region: 35-283 (82 amino acids)
Source: RefSeq, a predicted model, not a curated record